CUUACGUACUCGGUCGGCCAUAUUUGUAAGAAGGCAAAACUCUGAUAUGAUUUCUCGGUUACGUUUGGCCACCAGAAUUGGUGGUGCAGCCAGACUCUUGGCUCAUGCAAAACCAAGCGUGCCUGCAACUACAAGAUUGAUGUGUCAGGUUCCUGCCCAACAAACUGAAGACAAACCUCAUGAGUUUGGUCAGUUCUAUAGAGAUGUCAGCAGUUCAUUGAAGGAGAAGACUGGGGAGACUGGUCAUAAACUUUUGGCUGGUGGAUUCCUCACUUACAUCCUUUCAAAAGAAAUACUCAUUCUUCAUGAUGAGACUCUUCUUGCUGUUGUGAUGUUUGGCACUAUGUAUGUGGUCUAUUUGUAUACUUCUCAGCCAAUUGCAAGUUUCCUAGACAGUUAUUCUCAAGGAAUCUUAGAUAAGUUUAAUGAAUUCAAGGAGGCACGUAUGCAAUUCUUUAUUGACAACAUAAAAGAGGCUAAGGAGUUCGAGCACUUUAUUUCUGCCAGAACAGAUAUUGUGGAAAUUUUGAGGGAAAACAAUGCCAUGGCUCUUGAGCUGGAGUAUCGAAACAGGCUGCAUGAAGUAGCUAGACAAGUCAAGAAACGUCUGGAUUAUCAGGCAGAGAUAGAAGCAUUCCAGCGAAGGAAUGCACAACAGCACAUUGUUGACUGGGUGGAAAAAGAAGUCGUGAAGAGUAUUUCGCCUCAGUUGGAAAAGGAAAGUGUUAGCCAGUGCAUAAGAGACCUAAAGGCCAUGGCACCUGCAUGAAGGGAGUGUGGUUCAUUACCAGAUUUAACAAGCAUUGGGCCUAUUUUUUGUGAAUAUAAAGUUUUGUUGUUUUGACUGUAACCCCUGGUGUCUUAAUGGCAACUUUCAAAUAAAGAUGCUGUAAUUUUAAAAUUG
Molecule: messenger RNA, 904 nt
Organism: Stylophora pistillata
Lineage: Eukaryota; Metazoa; Cnidaria; Anthozoa; Scleractinia; Pocilloporidae
Product: ATP synthase peripheral stalk subunit b, mitochondrial
Biological process (GO): proton motive force-driven ATP synthesis
Molecular function (GO): proton-transporting ATP synthase activity, rotational mechanism
Source: RefSeq, a predicted model, not a curated record